CCAUUUUUUUUCUUGCCUAUUUCUUAAACAAGAAAAAGUAAAUUUAAAAAAAAUCACUGAAUCGAUCGACGACAUAACGAUAAUUAUAUUUUUGCAAAAUUUGUUGUACAUUUACCUACACACUUGUGAUGUCGUCAAUGUUUCGAACUAACAGCACCGACGAUUCUAAUAAUAGUAACGUAGUCGAAGUCGGCGAUUGCAGAGAUCCCGCUACAGAAUACAACUCCGCCGAUUCCAUUCCAGUCAAUAAUGCCGAUAUUGAUUUUGUUGAAUCUGGUGCGGGAUAUCCUAGCACGUCAACGGCGAGCAGUUCCAAGUCAAGAAAGAAAACCUCUGGGGCUUUAAGCAGAUCGGCCAGACGCAUACAAAGAGAAUUAGCCGAAAUGGCUAACGAUCGAUCUUCCAUGUAUAGUGCGGGCCUGAAAGAUGACAACCUAUACGAAUGGGACUGCGUUAUACUAGGACCAGCGGAUACGGUAUAUGAGGGCGGUACGUUCUUUUUAGACUUGCGCUUAUCACACAAUUAUCCCUUUGUACCACCCAAAGUUGCUUUUCGCACACGUAUCUAUCAUUGUAACGUCAAUAGUCACGGAGCUAUCUGUGUAGAUAUUCUUAGACAUAAUUGGUCACCGGCGUUGACUAUAGCAAAAGUACUGAUAUCGAUAUGCUCUCUCUUGGCUGAUUGCAAUCCCAUGGACCCUUUAGAUUACCGCAUCGGUAAGCAAUAUUUGAAGGAUCGCGAGAAUCACGAUAAAACUGCUAGACUUUGGACGAAAACAUUUGCAUCGUGUAGUAAUGUAACAGAAUAGAAAAAGAAGCGUAUUUAAAAAAGAUAAU
Molecule: messenger RNA, 837 nt
Organism: Glossina fuscipes
Lineage: Eukaryota; Metazoa; Arthropoda; Insecta; Diptera; Glossinidae
Product: ubiquitin-conjugating enzyme E2 E1-like
Exons: 1
Coding region: 129-809 (226 amino acids)
Biological process (GO): protein polyubiquitination
Cellular component (GO): nucleus
Molecular function (GO): ubiquitin conjugating enzyme activity
Source: RefSeq, a predicted model, not a curated record